GGGCCAAAGAAAGACGACGACGCGUAGCUUAUCGUUCAUGCUUCUUACUAGUCUUAGAAGAAAAAGAAGGCGAUCCCGAUAUUCGGGUUGAGAGCUUAGAAUUUAGCUCAGUAAAACAACGACAGGGCCCAUUUUCAUUCACUACAAGUCUGUCGUUUUUUGACUUUUUCUUCUUCAACGGUCUGCCGUCUCUCUCCGAUCCUCUCCUUCUCUGAAUUCGUCGUCGACAAAAAGCCAUCAAGGUUGGUUCUUUUCUUUACUUAUCUCUGAUUCUUGCUUUGGGGCCGAAACUUGAAGAAUUAGGGUUUUCGAUUUUCAUGGAAGCAUCGCCCGGAAAUACUAGUCCAACCAGUGGAGGCAACACUGGGAAUAAUAGCAACAGCACGACGUCGUUUGGGUCUAUGCAAUUCCCUGCCCUCCGUUUCUUCCAGUCUCCGCUCUCCUUCGUAUUAGAUUACUCCGGUAUACUUUCUCCGAGCUCUUCCCGCCACGAAGCUGACGCUCCGGUGGUCAACGCCGUAGUCGUCGCCGAUUCUCGCCCCCAUUCCCCUUCGGCCUGCACCUCCGGCUCUAGCACCACCGGAGAGGUUUCAAUUCGCAUUAUCGGCGCCGGUGAACAGGAAGACCGCGGUAACGGUGCCGCAACUGUGCCGUUUCAAGGGGACGGAAAUGGUGGAUCGCUAGGGCAUAGCGGUAGGGUUCAAUCGUUGGAUAAUCUGGCUGGUACAGUCAAUGGGGUUGGGUCAGGCGAGAGAGUCCCCUUGGUGCCUCCGUCUUCUCCAGAACAUAGGCGUGACGUUGGGGACACUGGGGAUGGUGUGGAUAAUAAUUCUAGGGAUUCUGCUUACCAGAGAUAUGAUAUUCAACAGAUAGCCAGAUGGAUUGAGCAGGUUCUUCCGUUUUCGCUGCUCUUACUCGUUGUGUUCAUUCGUCAGCAUUUGCAAGGUUUCUUUGUCACUAUAUGGGUAUCAGCUGUCAUGUAUAGGUCAAAUGAUGUUGUUCGGAAGCAGACAGCUCUAAAGGGAGAUAGGAAAAUACCAGUUCUUCUAAGUAUUGCUGCUGCUUUUAUGCUUCAUGUAGUUGGUGUUUACUGGUGGUAUCGAAGUGAUGAUCUUUUAUACCCAUUGGCAAUGCUUCCUCCUAAAGCCAUACCACCUUUCUGGCAUGCGAUAUUCAUCAUUUUGGUCAAUGAUACCAUGGUGAGGCAGGCAACGAUGGCUCUCAAGUGUUUGUUGCUUAUAUACUACAAGAAUGGCAGAGGCCAUAAUUAUCGUCGGCAGGGUCAAAUAUUAACUGUGGUUGAGUAUACACUGCUGCUGUACCGUGCCUUGUUACCAGCACCUGUUUGGUACAGAUUCUUCCUGAACAAAGAUAAUGGGAGCCUCUUCUCAUCACUUACUACAGGAUUGUAUUUAACUUUUAAGCUAACAUCUGUCGUUGAGAAGGUCCAAUCCUUUUUUGCUUCAAUAAGGGCAUUAUCGCGGAAGGAUAUCCAUUAUGGGGCGUAUGCAACGUUGGAACAGGUAAAUGCAGCGGGGGACCUUUGUGCCAUUUGUCAGGAGAAGAUGCAUGCUCCGAUUCUGCUGCGCUGUAAACACAUUUUCUGUGAGGAUUGUGUCUCAGAAUGGUUUGAGAGAGAAAGAACUUGCCCUUUAUGCAGGGCACUGGUAAAACCUGCGGAUCUGCGAACAUUUGGGGACGGGUCAACAAGUUUAUUUUUCCAGUUUUUCUAAAAUUCCGAAUUCACCGAUUGGAGAGCGUAGAUAAUAUGAGCAAGCAGAGCAGCAUUCUUGAAACCGUCCCGUUUUGUGUUUUGUUAAUAGGCAAAUGAAUGUAUUCUGAUAGAGCAUUGUAUCAUGAUUAGGUUGCCUCCAGGUAAUGUGUUGCAAUCCUGAGGUCAUCCAUGAGCUCUCAAUGGAUGACAUAAUAGAUGACAUGAUUACUAAACUCCAUAUCUCCUCCUGCUUGAUAUGUAAUCUCCUUUGUAUAGAUGCAAUGCGACCCACUUCUCUC
Messenger RNA from Prunus avium (sweet cherry), 2013 nucleotides. RefSeq lists its product as uncharacterized. Gene Ontology annotation, biological process: positive regulation of ERAD pathway. NCBI's taxonomy places the organism in Eukaryota, Viridiplantae, Streptophyta, Magnoliopsida, Rosales, Rosaceae. Gene Ontology annotation, molecular function: ubiquitin protein ligase activity. The record is from RefSeq and is a predicted model, not a curated record.